AAUGCAGCACCUGAUAAAUGAAGAUCCUCAUCAUCCAGUGGAGAAGAAGGAGUUCAGAGAGGCGCCUCCGCCCAAAGUCAACCCGUGGACCAAGAAGCUCAACUCGGUGACGGUGAACGGACAGACCGCUCCCGAGCAAACUGGACCAGCAAAAGUGGUGAGAGCAGGAAACCCCCGGUCCAGGAGAGGAGGAAAGGUGACACACACACACACACACCUCUACAUUCAUGGCUGUGUUGGAGAUUUUGGCGAUGCCACUAACUGGCCGACACCCGGCGAAAUUGCCACCAAGGAAGUGCAGGGGUGUAAGAAGGCCUCAGUAAAAAAGGAGUCUAAAGAGAAGAGGGACAGUGAGGAGACUAAAGAGAACCAGAAGACCAAAUCAGAUGAUUCAGGAGAGGAGAAGAACAGAGAGGAAGAUGCGCACAAAAACAGCAGUAAAGUAGAGUUAGAAUGUGAUUAUAUAUAUUUAAUAAAAUGAAAUGUAGUUGUAGCAGUUUCAUAAUUUAAUCCAUUCUGAUCACAUGGAGUUUGUUUACUAACCAAUCACACAACAUUCACCUGGUGUUGACCUGCUGCUCAUCUCACCACGCCCUUCAUCUGGCCACACCCACUCAUCUCCCUGCAGCAUUCACCUUGCCCUGCCUAUCUGUAUCUUUGCAUCAUUCAUCUGACCACACCCAUUUACCUUUGUAGCAUCCACCUGGCACCGCCCCUUAUCUUCCUGCAGCAUCCACCUGGCACCGCCCCUUGCCUGGGUAACUCCACACUGGUGAUGAUGGUUUUGUAUAGAAGGCAGAUUGAAACAGAUUGAUGUGUGAUGUGAUAUGAGAGUAAAUGAAUCCUCUACUCUGAUCUCUGCUUCACUGGAGUUUUAUACACUUCAUGAUAUUUCUAAUGGAAUGAAGUUUUACUUUUUGCCAGAAACAUUAAAUUA
Molecule: messenger RNA, 937 nt
Organism: Hemibagrus wyckioides
Lineage: Eukaryota; Metazoa; Chordata; Actinopteri; Siluriformes; Bagridae
Product: la-related protein 1-like
Exons: 4
Coding region: 2-481 (159 amino acids)
Source: RefSeq, a predicted model, not a curated record